AUGGCGAAACGACAACCGAGUUUGAAUAAUGACGAUGAGAACAUCGAUAACAGUUCUUCUUCUUCUUCUUCUUCCUCGUCGUUUACGUCGCAGUUUCGAGCGCAGUUUAAGCGAAUAUUCCUUCCGGACGGGUUCCCGAACACGGUUUCGAGAGACUAUUUGCCUUGGCUGAAAUGGCAAAUGCUUUCGUUAUUUUUUCGCGACGUUUUGGAAGUGCUCUCGGCGCAGUCGUUAUUGGUUGCAGUCGGGAUGGACGUGAAUCAAGCGAACGCGGCGGCACCCGUGGCAGGGGCGGCGAAGUGGGUGUUGAAAGACGGGACCGGCGGUUUAGCGACGUUAGCGUUGGGGGCGCUGAAUACGAAAAAGUUUGACGAGAAUCCAAAAUUCUUUUGGUCGACGGCGAAUUCAUUGGAAGACGUGUCUCGGGCGAUGGAGUUGUUGACGCCGCUGUUUCCGUCGCAUUUUUUGUUGAUUGCAGGAACCGCGACGUUUGUGAGAAGUGCCGCGUUGACGGGGAGAUCGUCGCUCAUCAACGGGACGUUCAUGACGCAUUUCUCUCGAAACGAAAACGCCGGAGAUAUACGGACGAAAUUAGAAGUACAAGGACGAUGGUUACAAAUCGCCGCGUUGCCGGUUGGCAUCGCGCUUUUCAGAGCCGUCACGAACGGGUUAGAGUUGGAUUUUGCGACGAACAGUUUAGGCCAAGAGAUGAAAGGCGUGACGGUGGGCGUAGCCACGUACGGUUCCAUGCUCUUCGCGCACUCGUUUUGUUGCUACAUGGCGGCGAAAAGCUUGAAUUUUGAGACGUUGAGUCGUAAACGCGCGUUGAUUCAAGCCAAAACGUUUGUGGAAUCGAACGGUAAAAACGUUUUGUCCGUCGAAGAAGUCAGCGACGUCGAAGGGGUCUGGUGGAGCAAAGAGGAAAAGUACUUAAAAGCGUGUAAAUUAGGAGUCGCGCCGGACGUCGUUUCCGGCAACGAUUGGGAGGCGUUUGAAAGAGUGAGAGAGAAUGUUUUCGCGAACGAAAACUUUGUCGCCAACGUCGUUCGAGACCUAACGAGGACGACGAAAGAAGAUAACAAUAAUACUGAUGAUGAUAUCAUCGUCGCGUGCAUGCUCACCAACGAUGCGGGCGUGCGAGACGUUUUGAGCGCGUCUUUGGUUGUCUCCAAACUGAUGAUGACGAUGAAACAACAACAACAAAAUAGCGUUAUGCCGUUGCUCAAAGACGCGCUUUUGUUCGCCAAGGCAAACGUCGAAUCGUUUGAACUCCAACUGAAAGAGACCGGAUUUCGCGUGGACGUAAUACAAACCGGAGACGCGCCGAGGUUUGAAAUCGUUGAAAAUGAUGAUGAUAUACUCUGA
Molecule: messenger RNA, 1365 nt
Organism: Bathycoccus prasinos
Lineage: Eukaryota; Viridiplantae; Chlorophyta; Mamiellophyceae; Mamiellales; Bathycoccaceae
Exons: 1
Coding region: 1-1365 (454 amino acids)
Source: RefSeq, a predicted model, not a curated record